AUGCCUGCUGUCGAAAGUCAGCUAAAACGACGUUCAAAGUCGCUCGACGAUCUUGCCUUGAAAUGCACCAUUGCAGACACAAAGGCCUGGUUGCAAUCUGACCCCGAUCGCCUGUGCCAUUACAAUGACAUAUCAACACCCACUUCACCCGUGGUGACCUUUGUGUCUUCGCCCACUGAGGAUCUACCAAAACGACGCCAUAGUUCAUGUUGCGAGCCUAUUAGCAGCAAAGAGUGCCUGAGAUUAGCAACCAUUUAUGGAUGGGUCACUACAAACACAUUGAGCUGCCCCUAUGACAUGGCAAAGUAUUCAUCCCGCGACGUUGUGCAGCUCAUGCCAGAUCCACCCACCAAAUUACUACAACACCAAAAACGUCGACAACCACCCGUGCCCAUGUUGUAUUCUUCUCGAUCCUUCACUCAAGAUUACCUUGCUUCCAACAAGCUCUCAAAAAUGUUCAUGCGCAAACGUACUUUGGAUAAACGAAAGCAACGCAGCACACCAUCCAUUCAACUUUCUUCGCUCCACGCAUCACCAAAACAACUCGAUGGCAUCAACACAACAACCGAUAUUUAUGACGACAACCAGCUUACUAUCGACACAACCAAAGCCAACAACAAUGACAACGUGCCUCUCCCAACGCCACCUAUCGAGAAUGAUCCCCAUGUGUUCGAUGUUCUUUCCAAAGACCUCCCUUGCUUCAUCACCUACAAUAAUCGAGAUGAUGAUACCACGGUGAUGACUUCUGCUACAGUGGAAAAGCUCGUUGAAAAGCUGACAAGUGAAAUGGACUCAGAAUUCAUGAUGGAUUUCUUUUUGACCUAUCGCCAAUUUUUAUCAUCCAUCAAGCUAUGCAAGCUUUUGAUUCUUCGUUUUCGAUGGGCAUUACUGGAAAAUACGGAUGACCGAUCCUUAGUUCGCAUACGCACGUUUGUGGUGAUUCGACACUGGUUGACGCAUUACUGGGAUCACGACUUUUCAAAGUCGCGUACAUUGAGGUUUAUCCUGUCCACAUUUUUAUCCGAGUUGCGUAGUCAUCCCACUAUUCUUGGAUCACCUCGUGAUGCACGUAUCAUCAAGAGCCUCAGGAACUUGUUCAAGCGACAACGGAAGCAGAAACAAGGAAGGAUGGAUGAAGACAUCCAAUCUUCAUGUGAUCGAGCAUCAUUGUCCACGACGCCUGGGCUUUUUGAUACACGACGAUCAAGUAACAGCCGCGGGGGCAUGAUUGAGGAACAUCGUCGUAAAGAUAGUGGAUUUGGCAACAUCCAAAGUUCAAAAGCACAACAUCAUGGGCGACCGAAUAGCACAUCCUCCUCAUCCUCAACAACCAUUUCAUCACCUUGGGCUACUCGAGUAAGCUCAAGUCUCAAAAGCAUCAAACGUUCCAUGUGGCAUCGAGCAUCCUCAUCUUUAACUUCUACGACAUCCGAUGAUAUCCAACACUAUCCUUCUCCUCAACCAUCCAUAUCCACGCCUAUACCAUCUCAUACAGCAACAGCAACAACAAAAUCAUCCCGUCACCAAUCUCAUUAUUCAUAUCCACCUAAUCUCACUCCUUCGCCAUCGCAUCGCCUUUUACGGACCUCUCCUUUGGGCAUCGAACGAUUAUCAGCUACCAUCUUUGGGAGUGAUUCCAAUAACAGCAAGUCCACCUAUCGUCCUUUUAUCUUGUUUUAUCGCACUGAAACUGUUGCACAGCAAUUUUGCAUGAUUGAACGGCAAAUGCUACAAUAUGUCACUUGGGAUGAGCUGGUGGAAUUAAGGUGGAAGGAUCGACGAUCGGGAGCAGCGUCAAGAUCACCCAUUGUGGAUGAUGGUACAAAGGAGCAAUCGGGCGUGGAGCAAUUGAUUGGCUAUUUUAACAGGACAUGUCAAUGGGUGACUUCAGAAAUCGUGCAAUCACAAUCUUUGGAACUUCGUGUGCGUGUGAUUGAAAAAUACAUUCGAAUUGCCUUGAAAUGUUAUAUGCAUAGGAAUUAUAGCACGCUCAUGCAGAUAUUGUUGGGUCUUCAAUCACCAGCCGUAUCAAGAUUGGAAAAGACAUGGCAACGUGUCAACACAUACGAGAUGCAAGUGCUGGACGACCUCAAGGAAUUGACCAAACCCUUUCGCAAUUGGAAGAACAUCCGUGCUGCUAUGAGUAAAGCCAUUGAAGACAUUGCUGAAGCAUCCGCCGUCGAAAGCAUCUUAACGCACGCUCAUGAUGAUGAUGCUAUCCAUGCUACAGAUGCGCGUGGAAGUAUUCCAUUUCUCGGCCUUUAUUUAUCUGAUCUUGUAUUCAAUGCCGAGCUACCAUCCAUUUUGACAUCUACCAGUAAUCAGCAACAACAACAUGGCAACGGCACCUUUAACACGACACAACCUCCUGACGCAGACAACGAAUUACGUACACGACUCAGUACCCAUUUAGUGAACUAUAACAAGUUUAGGAUUACAGCCUCGGUGGUUCGACAUGUGUUGGCUUUCCAAGUACUUUCUCGAGCAUACGACUUUGAUUAUCAUCCAGAUGUAUUCUCAAAACUUCAACAACUCCAAUUCUUGGAUAAUGCAGACCGCACCCACCCAACCCCGUGUCGUUUUGGUCUACAGUUAUAA
This is a messenger RNA of Lichtheimia ornata, 2598 nucleotides long. RefSeq lists its product as uncharacterized. Lineage: Eukaryota; Fungi; Mucoromycota; Mucoromycetes; Mucorales; Lichtheimiaceae. The coding region runs from base 1 to 2598 and encodes 865 amino acids. Gene Ontology annotation, cellular component: plasma membrane. Gene Ontology annotation, biological process: Ras protein signal transduction; positive regulation of GTPase activity. The record is from RefSeq and is a predicted model, not a curated record. The transcript is spliced from 8 exons. Gene Ontology annotation, molecular function: guanyl-nucleotide exchange factor activity.